CCUCAAAACCAUACUUACAUAAAUUUAUUCAAAUAUUUCCAACUCUACUGGAGAGCACCAAAAUUUCGGCACGUUUCUGUUUUGCUUCGGCAAAUCCAAUGACAGCAGUUUGUUUACAUCCGAACGAGCACUAAAAUGACUAGCUCUGAUUUGAUUUAUCAGUACAAAACGACAUGCAAUAAGCUGAAGAAAAUACAGCGCGUUUUAAUUAAACGCUUUGGACCAAGUGUAUCGGAAGUGUCGGAGGAGUUUGGUGCGCUAGCGAACAGCUUUAACGAAGCAUUCCAACCAGAAUAUGCAGCAAAGUGCUUCAUUGGCCAGAGCAAAUGUGAGAAACUGAUCGGCAAUGAUAUGGGUGAGGUAGAUGCACUGCUCCGAGCCGCACGAUCCUUCCGUACCGCUCACGAUAAGCAGGAACGAAUGCGAGUCGCAAACAUUUCGCAUGCAUAUCACGAAGGGGCCUUUCGCUGCUACUCACAGGCGCUUUCCCGGCUGCCGGACAAGUCGGUGAUUGGAGCGGCCAUCAUCCGAGAGCUGAAGGAAAUCCAUCCGAACGUGGAACUGACGAGCGAUUUCAGCUCACCCUGCCAUCGGAUUUGGGAUCUGGAACAGUCGGCAGAGGAAAACCUAACGGCACGUGAUUAUGUCGGUGCGUUCGAGAAACUAUCUGAAAUUUACGACGAUGUUACCGAGCGCAAGUGUGAAUCGCUCUACCAGGACGUGAUGAAACGGAUCGAAAUAUCUCGGCUGCUUUUGCUGUGUUUGCUGCAACUACCACCGUCUGUGCGUUACGAUCACAAGUUUAUCGAACGGUACUCAACGAUCGGUGACGGCGGUCAACGAGAAUCGAGUCCCGACCGAACAAGGCUACCGGAUGAUCUUGAGUUUCUUCUGAAGUCACUUGUCGUUUCCUGCCAGGCGAAGGAUAUCGAAUCGCUAGUUGCUGUCCGAGAUGAGCUAUGCCAAAGGCAGGAUUUAUCCCACUCACAACAAGCUCUUCUGAAGGAAGUGGUCGCAAAGUAUAGUAAAUGAUAUUAGAUGAGGCGAAGGAACUGUUGGCGAGUUUUACUGAUUUAUUCUGCCGCUGCAAUACAAUUGCACACAAAUACUGUACAUAGCUUUCCCCCGAGCAUUAAAUUGUUGUUUUAAACCAUGCCCUGCAUAUGAACCAAGAAUAAUUUUAAACGUACAUUAUAAGCUUACUCGUUACUUAGUGAUGGAUGUUCAAAUUCCCAAGUAUUACAACUGGUAUAACAAUUUGUAUUUGUAUUUGUGAUUGUAAAAAUGAUUGGCCAAACAAACUGGCAUUAUCACUUGACUAGAAAAUUAGCCUAAGGGCUACAGUCACACAUGGUGCAGUCAGUACAGUCACAAUGAUGAUGUUCGAUAUAAAAUAUAUUGAAAUUGGCUUAUAAACGAAGGUUUCAUUAUUAUUUACUAAUAUCGUUUCUUCAAAGUGCUUUACAACCUUUCGGUUGUUAUAGUAUUCGCCAAUGGGAAAAUAUUAUUCCCGCUUUUCAUACACUCCCCUAUAGAACCAUGCAAAUAAACUGAAGCCACGGGAUAGGGCGUUAAGGAAAAGAGAAAGAAGUUCAGGUAAUUUAUGUUUCCAAUAGGGUUCAGCUACCCAAUGUAUUGAAAGCAAGGGAUUCGGGAUGCCGUAUAUGAAUACCUGAAACGAGCGUCCUUAACAUUAAAAUUCCUGUACGAUUCUUACUGCAUUUGCUG
This is a messenger RNA of Anopheles moucheti, 1728 nucleotides long. RefSeq lists its product as uncharacterized. Lineage: Eukaryota; Metazoa; Arthropoda; Insecta; Diptera; Culicidae. Gene Ontology annotation, biological process: vesicle cytoskeletal trafficking. The transcript is spliced from 3 exons. The coding region runs from base 136 to 1032 and encodes 298 amino acids. Gene Ontology annotation, cellular component: early endosome. The record is from RefSeq and is a predicted model, not a curated record.